Molecule: messenger RNA, 157 nt
Organism: Dentiscutata heterogama
Lineage: Eukaryota; Fungi; Glomeromycota; Glomeromycetes; Diversisporales; Gigasporaceae
Source: the annotation of a GenBank genome assembly
UCCAAACCCUAGACUUUGCAUAUUUAAACAAUACCCUACUAACUCAUUUUCUUCUUCAGCUGUAAGUAAUGUAGGAGAACCUGGGCAUUUUGGUGCACCUUUAGCUAUAGCAUCAUGUAGUGUUUGGCCAGCAACCCCAAAUUUCAAAGCAACUUGA